AUGGGAUUUUGGAGUAGGAUGGAUAUUGAUGAAGAAGGCGGCAGAGGAGAGAGUGGCGGCGAAGGAGAUGGUGGCGUAGGUGUGAAGGCGGAGAAGAACUCGCCGGAGGUUGAACGGAAGGUGCAGCGGAAAAUGAAGACUCCUUCUCAGCUGGAAGUUUUAGAGAGAACUUAUUCCAUGGAUUCACACCCUUCAGAGGUCCUGAGAGCCGAGCUUUCGGUCAAAUUAGGCCUUACUGACCGGCAGCUCCAAAUGUGGUUCUGCCAUCGGAGGUUAAAAGACCGAAAGGCCCCCACCGAGAAGAAGCUAAAAAGGAGUGCCAUGUCAGAGUCCCCCGUCGGGAUUGCUCAUGAAAUGGUGGUAAAAAUUGUUGACGUGGCGAAAGGUGGCUGCCCGGGCUUACAUGUCUAUGGGAACACGAAUGUGCAACACAAGCAGCAAAUGAGAGUAGCUCAUAAAGGUGGGACAGCUGUGCCUAGAAUAUCAAUGGAGUCGCCGCCCAUGAGGAGGCUCUAUGAGCCGCCAUUAGCCGUAUCAGAACAGAGAGCGAUUAUAUUUGUGGAGGCACAGUUGGGGGAGCCAUUAAGGGAAGAUGGGCCCAUUCUGGGGAUGGAGUUUGACCCAUUGCCACCUGGCGCAUUUGGUGCACCAAUUGUUUCAUUAGAACAACAGAAAGUAGCUCGGCGGUCUUAUGAUCAGCAAUUAUACGAGAGGGUUGAAGCUAAACCAGUCAAGGGUACUUCAGGGGCUCUCCAUGAAUACCAAUUUCUCCCAGAGAAGCCAUCUGCUAGGCAUGAUGACACCUAUGACCGAGCUACUCUGCAACAUUUUUAUGGUUUGCCUAAUCCAAUAUCCAACACAAGAUCUGUGAUGCACUGCAAUGAGAAAGUAUCAUCUGAAUAUCUCCAAAAUCAAACUCCUGGCUUACAUAUUUUUCCUCAGCAAAGCAUGCGGGAGGUUUGCUUGUCUCCAGGGCCCAGGGAAGUUGAUAUUCCUCCUUCAAUGGGCUCCAUGGCGAAUGCCAGCAUUGAUGCUCAUCUUUUUGUUCGUCCAGUCACUGAGUUGGCCGGUAAAAGUAUUACACCAGAUAAGCGCAUCAUUCUUGACCAUGAAAGGUUGGAGAGGAAGCGGAAGGCUGAAGAGGCUAGAAUAACCAAGGAAGUCGAAGUUCAUGAGAAAAGGAUAAGAAAAGAGCUAGAGAGACGAGAUAUUUUGAGGAGGAAGAGAGAAGAGCAGAUGAGGAAAGAGAUUGAAAGGCAGGACCGUGAAUGGCGGAAGGAGGAGGAGAGGCUGUUGCGUGAAAAGCAGCGUGAAGAGGAGAGGUUCCUCAAGGAGCAAAGACGUGAGAUGGAAAGAAGGGAGAAAUUCCUACAAAAAGAAUACAUAAGAGCAGAGAAAAUGAGGUUGAAAGAAGAAAUGCACCGGGAGAAGGAAGCUGCAAGAUUGAAAGCUGCAAACAAUAGGGCGUCUGCUCGCAAAAUUGCAAAGGAACCAACAGAACUGGUUGAGGAUGAAAGGUUGGAACUCAUGGAGCUUGCCGCCUUAAGUAAAGCAUUACCGUCGAUUUUGGCUCUAGACAGUGAGAACCUCGACUUGAUUAAAGAAAAGCUCCCAGAGUUCCCGCCUGAGUCGGUGCCCUUGAAAAGGCCUUUCAAAGUCCAGCCUUGGACUGAUUCGGAGGAGAAUAUCAGCAAUGUUUUAAUGGUUUGGAGAUUCUUAAUUGCUUUUGCUGAUGUUCUUGGGCUCUGGCCAUUCACGUUGGAUGAGUUCACUCAAGCUUUGCAUGAUAGUGAUCCAAGGUUGCUCGGAGAGAUCCACUUAGCUCUUUUGAGAUGCAUCAUAAAAGACAUUGAAGAUGUCGCAAGGACACCUGCCAAUGCAAUGGCAGCAAAUCAAUGGUCCGCAUUUAACCCUCUCGGAGGGCAUCCACACAUUGUUCGAGGGGCAUAUGCUUGGGGCUUUGACUUGCUUAGCUGGAAGCAUCUCUUGACCCCAUUAACUUGGCCUGAAGUCUUACGGCAAUUUGCUCUGUCAGCUGGUUUUGGGCCAAAAUUGAAGAAGCGGAAUACAAAGCCAGCUCUUGCACACGAUGAUAAUGAGUGUGAUGAUGGUGCAGCUGCAAUAUCCGAUCUGCGAAGUGGAUUGGCUGCUGAGAAUGCUGUGACUAUUAUGCAAGAAAAGGGUUUUCCAAAUUCUCGAAGAAGAUCCAAGCAUCGGUUGACUCCUGGAACAGUCAAAUAUGCAGCAUUUCCUAUUCUAUCGCUGGAGGGCAGCAAGGGACUUUCAGUACUGGAAGUUGCUGACAAAAUCCAGAGAUCCGGACUCAGGGAUAUAACGACGAGCAAAACACCGGAAGCAUCCAUUUCGGCUGCUUUGUCAAGAGACACAAAGCUGUUUGAGAAAACUGCCCCUUCGACUUACUGUGUACGCUCCCCCUACAGAAAGGACCCUUCUAAAGCUGAAGACAUUCUCUCGGCCGCCAGGGACAAAGUCGUCGCUUGCCAAAACGGAGUUGUAGAAGAAGAAGAAGAAGAAGAAGAAGAAGAAGAAGAAGAAGAAGAAGAAGAAGAAGAAGAAGAAGAAGAAGAAGGAGGAGGAGGAGAAGAAGAAGAAGCUGAGAAGGAAGACUUCGCAAGGGAUCAAGAAUCCGAAAGUGAUGGCGUGGAUGAUCCCGAUGUUGACUUGAAUGUUGUGCCAAACCCAAAACCGAAUGAAGCUUCUCAUCCUGGCGAAAAUUCUACAAAUGCCCUUGGAAAUUCGGAAGGUGGCGUGACCUUAAAUCGGUCGGUUAAUGAGAUAAAGACCAAAGGAGAAACUAGCGCUCCAUGCGUGGAAAGUAUUGGAGUUGAGCCUGAGAUUGCUGGUCGGGAUCUUGAGAAUAUUGUAAAUGAUGAAUGCGGCCUAGGGGAACAAUGGGUUCAAGGGCUUACUGAAAUGGAGUAUGCGGAUUUAAGCACUGAAGAGCGUCUGAGUGCGCUUGUUGCCUUGGUCAGCAUAGCGAAUGAAGGGAAUACUAUCCGUAUUGCAUUGGAGGAACGGCUGGAGGCGGCAAAUGCGCUAAAGAAGCAAAUGUGGACUGAAGCCCAGCUUGAUAAGCGUCGCAUGAAAGACGAGCACAUUUUGAAGUUCCAACAUCAAUCAUCGAUCGAGCACAACAGGAGAAGCCCAAUGGUGAGCGUGUAUGUGGAAAACGAGUCAUCGUUAACGAACUCUGUGUUCCGACUGGUCGACUUGAACAAUCAGCAGAAUGAAGAAAAUUAUUGUUAUAGCAGUAUUAUUAAUGAAAAGAGUCCCUUAAUGCAUGAUUCCUUUCAGCAAACUAGUGAGAAGCCACGAUCACAGCUAAAAGCUUUAAUUGGUCACCGGGUUGAGGAGAUUUAUGUGUACAGAUCAUUGCCUCUGGGAGAGGACCGGAGAAGAAAUCGGUACUGGCAGUUCAUGACAUCUCCAUCUCGAAAUGAUCCAGGAUCCGGAAAAAUAUAUAUUGAGUUAUGCAAUGGCACUUGGAGAGUUAUUGAUUCAGCUGAGGGUUUUGAUGCUCUGUUGUCAUCUUUGGACGUUUGUGGGAUUAGAGAAUAUCAUUUGCGUUCCAUGUUGCAAAAUAUAGAAGGAUCAUUCAAAGCAUCAGCAAGAAUUAACUUGUUACGGUCGAAAUCCAUUCUCCAUUCUGGUGAAGAUUUCACGAAAGAAGUCAAACACAAGAUGGACUCGUAUUUUGAGCUUGAAAACAAUGGAAACGAGGAAAACUGGGUCGUGGCUAGACAUAAGGAUUUUAAUUGGCUUUGGGAAGAAUGCUUCGAUUCUAACGUAUCGGGUGCUUUGAAGUUUGGGACAGUUAGGCGUGAAAGGCUGCUGGAUAUUUGCACGUCAUGUCAUAGCUUGUUUUCUUGGGAGGAUAUUCACUGUCCUUCCUGUCAUAGGACUUACAAAACUUCAGAUAUGCAUUUCAGUUUUGCAGAACAUGUUUGCCGAUGUGAAAGGAAAAUGAGUGAAGGGAUUAUUAAAGGGGUCUCGCUCGAUCUUUCGCUGCCCCCGAGGGUUAAAUUGCUGAAAGCUCAGUUGGCUUUCAUUGAGGCCUCGAUUCCUUCCGAUGCUUUUAAUACUGUUUGGUCAGAUGAGUAUAGAAAAUCUUGGGGUAGAAAGCUGUAUGUGGCAUCAACAGCCGAAGACCUUCUUCAGACUCUGACAUUGCUUGAAGAUAGCAUCAAAAGAGAGUUCUUGUCAUCAAAUUACGAAACCACAUCUGAGCUGUUGAACUCGUCUGAAGCUUUUGGCGGUUGUGUCGGAACUUUGUGUACGCCUCGAGAGGUUUCAGUACUUCCUUGGAUACCUUGUACAUUGCCAGCUGUCGCUUUAAGGCUUAUGGAACUUGACGUAUCUAUUUAUUACAGCCCCAACCAGAAAGCGACUCGUCAAAAUGAACAUCAUGAAGCUGGACAUUUCUCUAAAUUUCCAAUGAACUACUCGUCUCAAUCCAGAAUUCCACAACAAGAUAACAGUUGGGCCGAACCUGUAAAUGGGCUCCCAAUCUUGAAACGUGGUCGUGGGCGCCCGAGAGGAUCCAGCCGGGCGGCCCGUUUAGCCUCAAAGCCCAAGAAAAAUCCCAUUUUAAAUCCUCGUGUCAACCAAUCAAACGCGGGCCGAACAAAAGAUAAAGAUUAUGAUAAUUUCCCAUCACUCCCCACCUGGAAAGGCCGGAAGAAAGGUCGCCACUCGACCGCAGGCCAGCGAGAAAGAAGGGGCAGUGGCAGGGGUAAAAUCGUCUUUUGCGACGCUGCCGUUUUACGGCAAGAUGGGAAUAUGGGCGAGGCCGGUGAAAAUGCCACCAGUAGUUCCGGAAGAUUGAAAUUCGAUGAGGGCGAUGACGAAGUCUCAGCUGCCGGUUUAUCGAGCAGUGUCAGGCUCGAUAAUUAUGACAGUGUUGUCGAUGAUUAUUACGAUGAAUGUAAUGAGGAGCAAAACCGGGCAAACGGUGGAGUGAAAAAUUGGGAAUUUGAUACAAGUUCGGAUGAACCAUCGUCUGAGUCGGAAUAUAGCUAUUAA
Molecule: messenger RNA, 5043 nt
Organism: Striga hermonthica
Lineage: Eukaryota; Viridiplantae; Streptophyta; Magnoliopsida; Lamiales; Orobanchaceae
Source: the annotation of a GenBank genome assembly